ACGAGGGAGGGGGGGGAACGACGCGCGACAUAAAUAUAACCUCCAAGUCGUUCAAACUGAUCGCAGUCGCAGUUUGAUCGCGAGCCGGCGAUUUUACGAUACGAUGACAUCCAGCGACGAACAACUCGUGAAUUUGCCAUGGGUCGAGAAAUAUCGUCCCAAAAGUCUGGACGAACUUAUUUCCCACGAGACAAUAAUAAAAACGAUUAACAAGUAUAUCGAUGAGAAUCAGCUGCCUCAUCUUCUCCUAUACGGACCACCUGGGACAGGCAAGACCAGUACUAUACUAGCGUGCGCGCGUAAACUCUAUACUCCAGCUCAAUUCAAUUCGAUGGUAUUGGAAUUGAAUGCGUCUGAUGACAGAGGUAUAGGUAUAGUUCGAGGCCAAAUUCUGAGCUUUGCUAGUACGGGUACCAUGUAUAAAUCUGCAUUUAAAUUAAUCAUCCUGGAUGAAGCCGAUGCAAUGACGACCGAUGCUCAGAACGCACUCAGAAGAAUCAUUGAAAAAUAUACGGAUAAUGUACGUUUCUGCAUUAUAUGCAACUAUCUUAGUAAGAUUAUCCCAGCUUUGCAGUCUCGUUGUACCAGGUUUAGAUUCCUGCCUCUCGCAGCAGAGCAAAUAAUGCCAAGAUUGAAUCAUGUAAUUGAAGCAGAGAAUUUGAAAGUUACAGAAAGUGGAAAGGAAGCAUUAAUGACAUUAAGUGGCGGAGAUAUGAGGAAAGUAAUAAGUGUACUUCAAAGUACAUGGUUUGCUUAUGGCGAGGUAAAUCAAGAAAAUGUGUAUAACUGUGUCGGACAUCCAUUACCAAGUGACAUAAGUAAAAUUGUAAACUGGUUACUAAACGAGUCUUAUGACACAUGUUACAAAAAAAUUCAAGAGCUUAAGUUAAACAAAGGACUUGCAUUACAAGACAUAUUGACAGAAAUUCACUUAUUUGUAAUUAGAAUUGAUUUCCCCGAUCCAAUAAUGAUUGAUUUACUGAGUAAAAUGGCACAAAUAGAAAAAAGACUGGCUUCUGGAUGUCGCGAUGCUGUCCAAGUAAAUUCUCUUAUCUCUGCAUUUUAUAAAGCUCGCGAAAUCGAAAUAUAAUAUCUCCUAUCAUACGGAUAAUAAUUGAAA
Molecule: messenger RNA, 1120 nt
Organism: Pogonomyrmex barbatus (red harvester ant)
Lineage: Eukaryota; Metazoa; Arthropoda; Insecta; Hymenoptera; Formicidae
Gene: RfC3
Product: replication factor C subunit RfC3
Biological process (GO): DNA repair; DNA-templated DNA replication
Cellular component (GO): DNA replication factor C complex; nucleus
Molecular function (GO): ATP binding; DNA clamp loader activity; DNA binding
Source: RefSeq, a predicted model, not a curated record